AUGCAGCCCCGCAAGUGGACUGGUUGUUCGGGUAGCCGAACCUACUUGGCGGGUAGCGGACGAGGUUCUGAUUCACUGGAUCCAUAUGCUUGGGGUUACUGUCAUAUUAAUACGACCACUAGUGACGUUGAGAAUGAAUAUUGUACAUCUACUUAUUGGGCAUGUGCUUCUGGAAAGAAGUAUAACAGUCGAGGACCCAUCCAACUCAUUCACAACCACAACUACGGACUUGUUGGAGAAGCUCUUUGGAUAGAUUUGAUAAGUACUCCAGAUUUAGUGGCAACAGACGUUGUUGUAUCACUCAAGAAAACAAUAUGGUUUCGGAUGACUCAGCACAACAACAAGCCUUCUUGCCACGAUAUUACUGUCAAUGCCAACUCUGAAACUAGUCAAGUCCUUGGUCACAUAAUCCAUGGAAAUUCUGGACAAAAGAGUAGUGAUUUAAUCACUAACAGCAUUGGGUACUACAAGAGGUAUUGUGACAUGUUGGAGCUCAACUAUGGAGAUAACAUGAAAUAUUGGUACGAUGAAACUCAUUUCUCGGAUGUUUCUCACUUACAAAUGCCUGUCUACUGAGUAUGAUAUGGAGGAAAAAGAAAUGGUGGCUUUCUGGUAUUAAACGAGUUUUCUCUAU
Messenger RNA from Morus notabilis, 634 nucleotides. Its product is annotated as mulatexin-like. Lineage: Eukaryota; Viridiplantae; Streptophyta; Magnoliopsida; Rosales; Moraceae. Bases 1 to 576 code for a protein of 191 amino acids. Gene Ontology annotation, molecular function: chitinase activity. Gene Ontology annotation, biological process: defense response to fungus; cell wall macromolecule catabolic process; chitin catabolic process. The record is from RefSeq and is a predicted model, not a curated record. The transcript has 3 exons.